Molecule: messenger RNA, 1416 nt
Organism: Trichobilharzia regenti
Lineage: Eukaryota; Metazoa; Platyhelminthes; Trematoda; Strigeidida; Schistosomatidae
Source: the annotation of a GenBank genome assembly
AUGACACGAUCAAACUAUUACGAUGAAAUCGCCUAUCUGAUGGCUAAGAUACAUACAUGUAGAGAAAAACGCAUGGAAUUAAUGAAAGAGUAUGCAUCAAUAGAGCAUAGUGAUUCAUACAGAAAUGAUUCUUUUUAUAACCAAGUUAUUCAAUAUAAAAUUGAUUUAAAUCGAAUUUGUGAUAAUAUUCAAAAAGUGGAAAAAAGGCAGACAGAUUUAAAGCGUCAAUUUGAAAGAAUUCAACAUGAUAUCAAUGCAAAAAUACACGAUAAUAAUGCAUUAAAUACCAGGCAGUCGUCUUCUAUGCCAUUAUCAGGAGUCACGCCUUCAUUACUGGAUAAAAAUGGAAAACACGCUAUCAUUGGUGAAAAAUCAGGGGAAAAUAUACUGAAACCACAUCUGAGUGGGUUAUCAACUUCAACCGGUCGCAAGUCAAUAUUUGCUGAUCGACAUCAUGAUAAAAUUCAAAAUAAUAGGAAGAAAGAUACAGGUGUUUCAUGUUCUCAGCUUCAACAAGUCAUCAAGAGGACAAAACAAAUUUUAGAUGCUCAAGAACUCACCUUGAACUCUAUCUCAUUUGAUACUACACAUAACAAUGAUGGUGAUGACGAUGAUAAUAAUAAUAAUGAAGGCAUGACAUCAUAUAAACAGCCAACAACAAACAAUGCAACAGAACAUCAAAUUGACUAUAAUGAUGAAAUAAAAAGCAUCGAAGUGAACGAGAAGAAGAAGAAGGAGACAUUCAGUCAUCCAGUGUCAAAUGCAUGUACACUAAGUGAAAGUAAAUGUCUAGAAUUUCCAGAAAAGUUAUUUUACAACAUAAACGCUUCACCUGUUCUUUGUUAUAAACAACAACAACAACAACGAUCAUCAUCAACAUCCUCAUUCUCAUCACAUAAUUCUACUAUUUCAUUUGUGAAUAUUAAUAAUAAUCACGAUAAGUGUAUUGAGAAGAAAUUCAAGGCGAAUAAUCUACAACAAUCAAUUAUUGAAAAUUUCCCGCAAAUUAAUGAAAAGGAUAAAGACAAUACAGAAGAAGAAGAAGAAGAAGAAGUAGAACAACAACAACAACUGCGACAACAACAACAACAACAAAAUGAAAAGGAUGACGAAGGAGGAGAUAGGGAAGAUACUACUAAUACAUCUGUUUCAGAUGAGAAUAACAGACUUCAAAGAGGUCAGUCUUAUGAAGAAUUUUUAGCGAAAGCAACUUUUAGCAUAGAAGAAUAUACAUGCAAUUAUGUCAAUGAAUCGAAUGAUCAUGAAUCUGAAUUCGAUUCAGCUUUGUUAGAAAAUCAUGAAGAUAUGGAAAAAUCGAAUAAACUACCUGAUAUGAACAGUACAAAUCUGCUUUCCUCAUGGACAACAUAUAAAACAGAAGAAUUGGCUGAUGAAAGUGACAGCUUCUAUGAUUAG